CUCAUUCAAUUAAUGACGUGAUAGGACAAGUCCUUUGCUAAUAAUUUAAUUUAAUACCUAGCAAAUAAAAUAAAAUUUCUGUAUUUUAAUUUGAUGGUGGAUUGAUUAUUCACACAAAUUUAUUAAAAAUUGUGUUCAUACGAUUAAUCCGCUAAGGAAACUGUGGAAACAUGUCUGGAGCCCACAAAAAUCGUUAUAAGAAUGCAGGUCUAAGCGCAGAUGAAUUGCGAAGACGCAGGGAAGAAGAAGGAGUCCAACUUAGAAAACAGAAAAGAGAGCAGCAAUUAUUUAAACGUAGAAACGUUAACCUCCCAACUUCUAAUGUUCCAGAUGUUUUAGCCCUUCAAGAUGAUAUCAGCUUGUCUCCAUCAGACGACAUUACUCCGGCAAUGGUUGCAGCACUCUAUGGUGACAAUCCUCAAGAACAAGUUAUGGCUACCCAAAAAUUUAGAAAGUUACUCAGUCGUGAACCAAAUCCUCCUAUCGAUGAAGUAAUUCGGACUGGAAUAGUUCCUAAAUUUGUUGAAUUUCUUACAAACAGUUCAAACCCUACACUUCAGUUCGAAGCGGCGUGGGCGCUGACGAACAUAGCGUCGGGCUCGUCGGAGCAGACGCGCGUGGUGGUGGAGUGCGGCGCCGUGCAGGUGCUGGUGUCGCUCGUGUCCAGCGUGUGCAGCGACGAGGUGCGCGAGCAGGCUGUUUGGGCGCUAGGAAAUGUAGCCGGGGACUCCCCACGUUGCCGCGACACCGUUCUCGCUGCUGGCGUUUUACCACCACUUAUAGAAAUAUUGAACAAAUACACUAGGUUAUCUAUGACCAGGAACGCUGUUUGGACACUGUCGAACUUGUGUCGAGGCAAAACUCCACCUACAAACUUUGAAGCAGUUGCACCAGGUAUCCCCGUGCUGGCGCGCCUGCUGCACCACGCGGACGCCGACGUGCUGAGCGACGCGUGCUGGGCGCUGUCCUACCUGUCCGACGGGCCCGACGAGAAGAUCCAGGCCGUCAUCGACGCAGGAGUUUGCAGAAGAUUGGUCGAGUUGCUCAUGCACAACAAAUCGACCGUAGUGUCGGCGGCCCUGCGCGCAGUCGGCAACAUAGUGACCGGCAACGAUGCGCAGACGCAGGCGGUGCUCAACUGCAACCCGCUGCCCAACCUGCUGCAGCUGCUGGGCUGCAACACGGAGGGGCUGCGGAAGGAGGCGUGCUGGAUGCUGUCCAACAUCACUGCUGGCAACGCUGUGCAGAUACAGGCAGUCAUAGACGGAAACAUAUUCCCGACUUUAAUUGAAAUUUUAAGACAAGCCGAAUUUAAAACGAGAAAAGAAGCCGCAUGGGCGAUCACGAACGCCACUAGCGGUGGUACACAGGCACAAAUAAGAUAUUUAGUAGAACAAGGAUGCAUACCGCCACUCUGUGAUUUAUUAACGUUAACUGACCCAAAAACCGUGCAAGUCGCCCUCAAUGGACUGGAUAAUAUAUUAAAAGCAGGCGCACAGACAGACCAUCAUGACAACCCUUAUGCAGCUCUUAUUGAAGAAUGUUACGGUCUAGACAAGAUAGAGUUCCUCCAAUCUCACGAGAACCUCGACAUCUACAAGAAAUCUUUCGAGAUCAUCGAGAAUUACUUCGGGUCGGAGGAGGAGGACGGCCGCCUGGCGCCCGCCGUGUCGUCCUCCACCGACCAGUACCAGUUCAGCGACCAGCCCCUGCCCAGUGGCGGGUUCCACUUCUAAACUAGAGGAUGUGGAUUGGCAACAAUUACCUGCGUGACGACUAGAUCGCUGGAGAAACGCUUACACAGGAUUGUUAUUAUAAAUAUUUUGCACACACUAUGUAUAGAUAUUUUAUUUAUUUAUAAAUAUGAAUUUUUUAACAAAACUCGUCUACUAUUAUUUUUGCUCUUGUAUAGUUAACUGCGUAUCUUAUUUACAUAUGAUGUAGUUAAAUGUGUGUGGGAACAGAAUUAUUACAUAACUAUGUAUUGGAGCACUUAGAUUUAGGAUUCCGAAGUAAAAAAGUUAAUAAACUGAUAAUUCUCACUAUGUUAAUGUCAGAGUAAUAUUUUUCGUAACUGUAUAAAAUAUAGAAGGCUUGCUUCUCUAGGUUUUAAAGCAUUUCUUAUUUAAAAGUAAGCAGUUACCUAAUAGUAAAUUAUUAGACUGUUCAGAAAAAAGGCAAAAAUGGGCAUUUAUUUGUAAGUAACAACAGUAAUAAUUCGGUUAACUGGUAGUUGUUUGUUCUGUUGCCCAUUCUUUGUGCAAUAUUGUUAAUAUUUUAGCAUUUUGUGAAAAAUUACUUGUGUAUUGAUUCAGAGAACUAUUAACUAUUUUAAACCACCCCACAUAUAUAUUUAUUUCAGGCUUCGUUAUUGUAUUGUAUGUUUAAAGUUAACUUGUCUGUGGUAUUGUCUGCGUAUACAGGUACAGAUCGGUGUUUUGAUUGUACUAAUUAAUGGUUAUUGACCUGAACAAUGUUCUCAACAUUGUUCUUUGUCCACUAUGGGACACAAGGAUGCACACAAGCUUGAUUAUUAUAUUUUAUGUACAUACUUUUUAAAUGUUAUUUUGUUCAUAUUGUCCGAAGUAUUUUGUUGACUAACUUAAUGAGGAUGAUUCCUCCGUGACUUUUACAUGCCAUCAGAUUUAAAUUUUAUACAAUGUAUAAAAAUACUGCGUAUAAAAUUUUUGUGGAAAUGAAUUUCUCGGAAUGAUAUAUACCUUGUCAUAGAUCAUGAAUAGCGACACUGCCCGCUCGUUUUCCAUACUCGCAUAUGCUCGAGUAAAGCUGACAAUGUGAUCGAAGGCUUAUAUACAAUCACGCUUCAGCCGGCUUUGUUAUUCUACUUACUAUUUAAAUUGUGUGACGCAGAUACGUAACAAAGUAUGUAUACAAGUUAAUUGGAAAGACUGCGAUUAUUAAUUUGACAUGUUUUCAUGAUUAACAAUAUAAACUUUUAAUUAAAACUGGUAAUAUCAAUUACAAAAUACUUCGGUUAACUAUAAAAUUUAUUUGUUUAUAACAAGAAAUAUAUACAGGAAAACAAAUACAACGCUUUGUAAUGUAUUACAGCUCUAACUUGGGUUUUAAUCACGUUAAAAUUUCUAAAACAUCUGUGUUUUUAUUUUAAUCCUUUUUUCGAAGCCACGAUAUGAAACGAGACGAUUGAUAGAAAAUAAAAGAUAGUCGGAUUUCGACGAAAAUUCUCAGAUUUAUGUGAAGAUUUGAUUUUAUAUCCAUAGAAUACAGGGUUAUAUAGUAGGUAUUGUUAUACAUACAAAACUUUGCAACAAUAGCCAAAAACAUAAAACAAAUAAUAAGAGGUUCGUUAAGUACUUAAUUACAAUAAAAAAUGAUUAACUAAGGUUUCAUUGUAUUGUCGUGACAUUUGUAUGUAUGUCUAUGUUAAUACCUACAAAGACGCGUGACGCUCAUUGUUCAAAUUCAAACGUAUAGGUAAUUGGUAUUUAUUUUUGUAUGUCAGUACAGAACAACCUUUGUGCUGCACUGAUACUUGUUUAUUACGUUAGCGUCCCCUUCUUGCGAGGUCGAUGAUGUUUUACAAGUAUCCUUGUAUAAAAGAAGAAGUGCCUGAAUCGAUUAACGUGCCGUGGUAAGUAGCUAUAUGGCUGCUAUGGCUUUAAGGUUUUUGAAGGACUGUAUCUCUGGGGACGAAGAGAGGAUUUGGUUUUCCCAUUUAAGAAGUAAUUUUAAAUAAUAUUCAAUUUUAUUUCCAAUUUUAUAAUGAUUUUAUUUUGUGAAAGUAUGAGAUUAUUACAUUAAAUCUGGCAGGUGAAGUACCCUAACUACCUAAUCUUACUCGAUUACUUCUUUUUUAGAUUUGUUCUCAGAAUGCUAUUGAGAGUUUUUCGUUCACGAACGUGGUGAUAGUGUAAUGUGGUGUAACGUGGUCCGUUUAAACAAAAUUUUAAAAUAA
Messenger RNA from Amyelois transitella, 3937 nucleotides. It is a transcript of the gene Kap-alpha1, whose product is annotated as importin subunit alpha-7. The transcript has 12 exons. Gene Ontology annotation, cellular component: nucleus; cytoplasm; nucleoplasm. The coding region runs from base 171 to 1736 and encodes 521 amino acids. NCBI's taxonomy places the organism in Eukaryota, Metazoa, Arthropoda, Insecta, Lepidoptera, Pyralidae. The record is from RefSeq and is a predicted model, not a curated record. Gene Ontology annotation, biological process: NLS-bearing protein import into nucleus. Gene Ontology annotation, molecular function: nuclear import signal receptor activity; protein binding.